Molecule: messenger RNA, 1203 nt
Organism: Diaporthe amygdali
Lineage: Eukaryota; Fungi; Ascomycota; Sordariomycetes; Diaporthales; Diaporthaceae
Product: small nucleolar ribonucleoprotein complex component
Exons: 1
Coding region: 1-1203 (400 amino acids)
Biological process (GO): maturation of SSU-rRNA from tricistronic rRNA transcript (SSU-rRNA, 5.8S rRNA, LSU-rRNA)
Cellular component (GO): nucleolus
Source: RefSeq, a predicted model, not a curated record
AUGGCGACAAAGAGGAAGCUCGCCAAGGUCGCUGCACCCGUCAGCCAGAGCGCCAAACUGCCCAACUCCACCAGGAUAGACGAGACCAGAACAUCAGUCACAGUGCCCAUACCUGCGAAAUCCAAGUCAUCAAAACAAGUCGAGACAAUUGAAAUUUCAAGUGACUCUGAGAGCAAUUACGACGACAUCUCUGACGUCGAUGAUGACGAGGAGGCCGAAAAGCAGACUGCAGAUCCAGCACGGUCGCAAGACGAAGUGGACGGGGAUGAAGAUACCGAAAUGAAAGAGGAGGGCGGGGAAUCCGAUGCUGAGCCCACAUUCGGUGACCUGAUCCGCAACCACGACACAGUCGACGUCGCCGCUGCACUCGGCGGCCAGCAAUUGACUGGUGCAAGCACAGCCUUGACAGCCGCCCCCCAACGACAAAUAGCACCUCCCUCCACCUCCUCCAUCGGCAUAGUCCUUGCACAGGCUCUCCGGACUGACGACGCAGACCUUCUCGAGUCUUGCCUCCAAACCUCAGAUGCAACUAUCAUCCGCAACACUAUCCAGAGACUAGACUCCAGCCUCGCAGGAGCCCUGCUCACACAACUCACCUCACGUCUUCACAGGCGCCCGGGACGUGCACACAACCUCAUGACCUUUGUUCAGUGGACACUGAUCGGCCAUGGUGGCGCCUUGGCAACCCAGCCAGACAUCCAGAGACGGCUUGCCGAGCUGAACAGGGUAUUGGAGGAGAGAACAAGAGGCUUGAACAGCCUGCUUGCGCUGAAGGGCAAACUGGACAUGCUGGAGGCACAGAUGACCCUGCGCCGUGGGAACAAGUCUCGCCGAGCAUCAGGCAAGGGCCAUGACGACAGCGACAGCGAUGAGGACGAGGACAACGCCGAGGAGGGUAUUGUUUACGUGGAAGGACAGGAGGACGAUAUUACGUCGAAUGGGGUAUCACGGCGGAGAGAUGAUGACGAGGACGACUUCCCUGCAGUCAACGGGGUUGCCUCUGAUUCCGAGGAAGAGUCAGGCGAUGAAGACGAGGAUGACAUGGACGUUGACGAGUUCGCCGAGGAGUCAGUAGACGAGGACGAGGUGGAUCAUGACGAUAUCGAGGAGGACUCAGCUGAGGAAGACGAGAGCGAGGCUGAGGUUGCACCACCUGCGAAGGUGCAGAAGAAAAGCAAAUCAUCCUUUUCGAAAAAGAGGUGA